AUGGCCAGUCGAAUGCUACGGAUAGGCCUCAUCCCCGGUGACGGCAUUGGACGUGAAGUAAUUCCGGCUGGCAAACGCAUCCUUGAAUCCCUACCUUCUUCUCUCGGCCUAAAAUUUUCUUUCGUCGACCUUGACGCAGGUUACGACUGCUUUACACGGAAGGGGACAGCCCUACCAGACAAAACCGUUGAAAUACUGCAGAAAGAAUGUGAUGGUGCCCUUUUUGGAGCUGUGAGCUCUCCCACGACAAAAGUCGCAGGCUACACCUCUCCGAUCGUCGCUCUGCGCAAGAAACUCUCCCUAUAUGCCAACGUGCGCCCAUGCAAAACCACGGCUUCACCAGCUUUUAAAUCUCCUACCUCCUACCCAAUCGACCUAGUCAUCGUUCGGGAAAACACCGAAGAUCUCUACGUCAAGGAAGAAAAAACCUAUCCGGACCCAUCUGGCGAAGGACAAAUCGCCGAAGCUAUCAAGCGCAUCUCCUCCAAAGCGAGCUGGCGCAUCGCCAAUAUCGCAGGUGACAUCGCGCUGCGCAGACAUAAGAUGCGCCAGGCGUCAUCGGCAGCUCGGGCCCCCUCGAAAACGGGCAUGGUGACUAUCACGCACAAGUCGAAUGUGCUGUCGCAGACAGAUGGUCUCUUUCGAUCCACGGCACGCCAAGCGCUUGGACAGCCCCAGUUCUCGUCGCUGGCAGUCGAGGAACAAAUCGUAGACAGCAUGGUGUACAAGCUGUUCCUGCAGCCACAGUAUUACGACGUGAUUGUCGCGCCGAACUUGUACGGUGAUCUGCUCAGCGACGGCGCCGCGGCACUGGUGGGCAGUUUGGGUCUUGUACCGUCAGCAAAUGUAGGCGAGAGCAUCGUCAUCGGCGAGCCGUGUCAUGGCUCUGCGCCGGAUAUCGAGGGAAAAGGUAUCGCGAACCCCAUCGCAACAAUUCGCAGUGUGGGUGUUAUGUUGGAGUUUUUGGAUCUGCCUGAUGCGGCGAAUGUUAUCUACAAUGCAGUUGACCAGGGGCUGGAGGAGGGCCGGUUUGUCAGCCCUGACCUCGGGGGGUCAGCGAGCACUGAGGAAGUGUUGAAUGAUAUCUUGAAGAGGCUGUAG
Rhinocladiella mackenziei CBS 650.93 is the source of this 1101-nucleotide messenger RNA. RefSeq lists its product as uncharacterized. The record is from RefSeq and is a predicted model, not a curated record. Gene Ontology annotation, biological process: isocitrate metabolic process; tricarboxylic acid cycle. The coding region runs from base 1 to 1101 and encodes 366 amino acids. The transcript has 4 exons. Lineage: Eukaryota; Fungi; Ascomycota; Eurotiomycetes; Chaetothyriales; Herpotrichiellaceae. Gene Ontology annotation, molecular function: magnesium ion binding; NAD binding; isocitrate dehydrogenase (NAD+) activity. Gene Ontology annotation, cellular component: mitochondrion.